Eruca vesicaria subsp. sativa (arugula) is the source of this 1863-nucleotide messenger RNA. The record is from the annotation of a GenBank genome assembly. NCBI's taxonomy places the organism in Eukaryota, Viridiplantae, Streptophyta, Magnoliopsida, Brassicales, Brassicaceae.
AUGGAGGGUUGUCAAAGAAAUAAAGAAACCUCUCCUAAACUCCUGGAUUUGAUUCCUCAAGGAAGACAAUGGUACCAUGAAGAAGAAAACAACAACACAGAUCAAGAAAAGAAACUUGAGCUAAGGCUUGGACCACCCGGUGGUUAUGAAGAGAAUCGUUCAGAGACGAAGAAGAACACAGAGACAAGAAACAACAGCAUCAAGAAGGAAGCAGAAGACAAAUCUAUCUUCUGUCUAAGUGAAAAACAUUCAUCUCCUUCCAACAAAACCAGUUAUGUUCCUCACAUCUCUCACAAAAGAACUGCUCCUGGUCCAGUGGUGGGUUGGCCUCCGGUACGUUCCUUCAGAAAGAAUCUAGCGAGCACAAGCUCUUCAAAGCUUGGAAACGAAUCCUCCCACAUAGAUCAAAGUACCAAGAAUGGUGAUGGUGUGAAGGAAGUGGAACCUAAGAGAGAAGGAAUGUUUGUAAAGAUCAACAUGGAUAGUGUUCCAAUUGGUAGAAAAAUCGAUCUCAAUGCUUACAAUAGCUACGACCAGCUCUCUUUUGCCGUUGACAAACUCUUCAGAGGUCUACUCGCAGCUCAAAGAGAUACCUCUGGUAGUGAAGGAGAAGAGAAACCAAUCAUUGGUUUACUGGAUGGUAAAGGAGAAUUUACUUUGACUUAUGAAGACAAUGAAGGGGACAAGAUGCUUGUUGGGGAUGUUCCUUGGCAAAUGUUUGUUUCAUCUGUGAAGAGAUUGCGUGUGAUUAAAAGCUCUGAGAUUUCAUCUGCUUUGAGAUGUAAGCUUUUAUGUUGGUUUUAUGUUAAGACGAUUUAUAGAGACAUAACUAGAAAAGGUUUCAUCUGUGUUUGCAGUUGGGUGCAGUAAGCAGGAGAAGAUGAGGAACUGAAGAAUGUGUUUUAAACUUCUGCUUGAGCUAGAGGGUCUCACAGUUUUUAUUUUUGUAUAUCUAGUUUUUUUAUAUAAGAGAUAAAAGUAUUGGUUGUGUCCAGAGAGACAUUUUCAUAUGAUCUCAUAUAUAUAUAUAGAUUCCCUUGUCUCUAAAACACUCAGCUAUGUGACUACAGAAGUGUAAAAGCAUUAAAUUUAGAACAUGAUAUAAUCCUCUCAUGUCUUCAAAACUCUUUCAGAAAAACAUGAAAAUGUCCUUCUCCGUAUGAGCUCCUUUAAUCAUGUAAAAAGAUGAGAAUGAAAGGCCAUUAUUGAUUAAAAAAAAAAACAUAAUGAGCCUGUAAAUAAGAUUAGAAGUUGAAAAUACAAAAAGUUUGUUUCUGAAUGAUCAGUCCAUAUCGAUAGUUCUGGUGGGCUACCAUCUCUUUUGUCAUAGUGCAGAACUUAGCAGCUUUGUUUGUUCUCACUUAUUAUAUUCACUGCAUGUAACACAUUUUGCAUUAUCUAUUACCUUUUGUACCGUUUCUCGGUCGACCGACUGAAACAUCACAAAGAAAAACUGUAUCAUUUUUUUAACACACUGUUUUCAAGUUUAAACAAAAAAAUCGGUCGACGUAGAAUCAUCUCAAAUAAAUAAAGCUAUCCAAAAAACAUUUCGUGGCUAUGUGUUUAAUCAUAUACAGCUGGUUACUUGGGGAUGUUACAGUUAUAUAACACAAUGAUAAAGUUUUGUUUGGAAAGUUUUCAAAUAUUUUAAUCAGUUAAACAACGUUAUUAUAUACCAUUUACUCUAUUUUACAUCAGUGUGAUUUUUCGCAUCAUUUACUCGAUUUUCAUUGUUAGAGCACCAUUAUCCCACAACUCUAUUAUGGGGGUGCUUAGUCAUAUUAUAAUAGUAUUUAAGGUGUUUUUUUGUUAAGCAACUUAGUUAAGCAAUUUUUUAAUUUUUCCCUUCCAUUGCAAGUAUCU